Messenger RNA from Poeciliopsis prolifica (blackstripe livebearer), 3552 nucleotides. Its product is annotated as up-regulator of cell proliferation-like. The record is from RefSeq and is a predicted model, not a curated record. Lineage: Eukaryota; Metazoa; Chordata; Actinopteri; Cyprinodontiformes; Poeciliidae. Bases 143 to 3487 code for a protein of 1114 amino acids. Gene Ontology annotation, molecular function: GTP binding. The transcript is spliced from 4 exons.
AGUCCCAGCGCUGACACCGUCUCCACACCUUCUCUCAUCGGCUGUCAGGUUGAAAAUAAACACAGGCAUUGUUGCAGUCUCAGAAGCUUCUUUCUCCAGAUGUAAGGUCUUAAAUAAAGGAAGGACCCAGGCCACAUUCACAAUGAAUCAACAACUCUCUCAAGCACUGACCGACAUGCUGUCCAAGCUCGGAUUGGAAGAAUAUUAUCCCAACAAGCUCACUCUUCGUUCUCUACUGGAAAUCAACAAAGACAGCAUAUAUGUAAAUCCCCCUUCAUUACCCACAGAUAUACCAUGGUAUUUUCUGAGAAAUCUGCUCCAGAUUAAUGCUGACAGCAGAAAAUGUAUUCAGUUAGCAGACACUGAUAGUGAAAGCGAUGAUCCCUUUGGCUUAGACCUUUAUACUGAAGAAAACAAUAAGGUUAAUAUUCUUGACCUCAUUGUGGCACUGUUCCUCUGUGCUGACAGUUUCUUACAACAAGAAAUGGCACUCAAGAUGUCAAUGUGCCAGUUUUCUGUCCCGCUCUUGUUGCCACAUUGUUAUGACAGUCAAUGCAGCCUGAUGCUUUGGGCCUUGAGAGACAUUGUCAAAGAGUGGCGUACACCUAAGUUAUCUGAAUCAAAAGAUUUUGCGGAAGCCAGUAUCGUCCAAGCAGAUGCACCAUUCUACUGUUUUGUGAGACUGAAAAACAACAGUUUAUCAAAAUCCCUUUUGCUCAAUCAUGUGAUGAAUCAUGGCCAACAGAACACAAAAAUCUUCAUGGACAGAGAAAUGGAGGGAGGCACACAUCAUAGAGAGAUUGCAAACGGUCUGGUUGAGAUGAGCUGUUAUCUUCCCUGUGGAAGAAAAACUGAUGAAAUUUUUCAGAAGCCAGUGAUCUUUGCUAAUUUACGAGGAGACAUUUGUGAAUCACCGACACAAUUUGCCUUUCUAUAUGAAGUGUCAAUAGCUGUCUUUGUCCUAAUGGACAAAAUCCAAGAAGAUGAGCUGAAGAUUUUAAUGUCUUUACAUGAUGCAAAAUCAAAACUAUUCUUUGUGUUCACGCAAAACAAAAAUGCAAUAGAAGAUACUAUGUCUGUUAAGACAGCGGUGGAAAAAUUGGAACUGCCAAAAAACCAUUUGGUCUCUAAAAAACAGAAUGUAAAUGUUAAAGAGUUUUCCAAGACACUUUGUGUAACCAUUAACAGUUCACUAGAAUGUGUUUCUAACCGGAUGUGCAUUGCAAACAUGACAGAGACAGCGAUUAAACUUGGUUUGUCUGUGGAUGAACAAAGGAGUGCUGCACAACAGAAUGCAGCUGAGAGCAUCAGAGAAGGAAUUGGGUUACGAAAAAUACCGGACUACAAGAAACAGCAACUGCGUUUGCAGGGAGAAAAUUGGAGAAAACUUUCAAAGUUAGAAAAGGAGGAAUGUAGACUGAACAAUGCUGGUGAUUCUGGACUUGAACAUUACAAGUCAAAGUUACGGAAAGAGAAACAAGAGAUCAGAAAGAAACAAAGUCAAUACACACUGUCGAAAGCAAUGAAGAUUUUUAUCGACAGUUUAUCUACAAGUGACAAAGAAAAUAGAGAUUUAUUUCUAAAAUGGAUGAAACUUAAACUUGACUCACACUCAAGAAUCAAACUCUCUGAACUGAGAAACCAAUUAAAGAGGGAACAAGAAAAGAAAAAUGCAGAACGUGUUGCUGAAUUAGAUCAAGCUCUGCUGGAAAGCUCUUUAGGAAUCGAGCAUUUCAUGAGAGAGAUGGGACUGAUCUAUGAGUUUUCAGAAGAAACCACAGGGGAAAUCUCUCGUCUCCCUCAACUGGCUGCUGAAAUGGUGAUGGAUGGACAUCCUUUAGAGCUUUUAGAUGGAGAUGCUUCCAACAUCCCAGAAAUGUGGGUGUCUGCUGUCCUUAACGAGGUCCAUAAGAAAGUUGGAAACAGGAGCAGAUUGUUGGUUCUGACAGUUCUGGGUGUUCAAAGUUCUGGGAAGUCGACGCUCCUCAACACCAUGUUUGGUGUCCAGUUUCCAGUCAGCAGUGGCAGAUGUACAAGAGGCGCUUACAUGAUCUUCCUCAGAAUUCAAGAGGAUUUGAAAAAUGAACUGAAUUAUGAUUUCAUAGUUCUCAUCGACACGGAAGGUCUAAAGUCUCCUCAGAUGGCUCAACUUGAGGACAGUUAUGAACAUGACAACCAGUUGGCAACAUUCGUCAUUGGUUUAAGUGACAUUGCCAUCAUCAAUAUAGCAAUGGAAAAUGUAAUUGAAAUGAAAGAUAUUCUGCAAAUUGCAGUUCAUGCAUUCUUGAGAAUGAAAGAAGUUGGAAAAAAACCAGUUUGUCAUUUUGUGCAUCAGAACGUUGGGGCAGUUUCAGCUCCUUCCAAAGGCAUGAUUGACAAAAAACUUCUCUUGGACCAGCUCAAUGAAAUGACUCAGAUUGCAUCUGAAAUGGAAAAACUACCAACUAUUAAACGGUUCACUGAUGUCCUGGACUAUGAUAUGGAAAAAAACAACUGGUACAUUCCAGGUCUCUGGCAUGGCACUCCACCAAUGGCUCCAGUAAACACUGGUUACAGCGAAGCUGUGGCUGAGUUCAAGAACAGUCUUCUCAGGUCAGAUGAAGAAUAUAAAAGUAUGGAUGAGACGUUCAUCCCAGACUUUCUAGAAUGGAUGAAGAGUCUUUGGAAAGCAGUAAAAUAUGAAAACUUUAUCUUUAGCUUCAGAAACACUCUUGAGGCUAAUGCCUAUGACAACCUGUGGAAAGAAUUCAAUGAGUGGGAAUGGGAGUUCAGAAGACAGAUUCUUACCUGGAAGUCAGAAGCAGAGACAGAAAUCCGCAAUGCUAACACCGAAAGUGACCAGGAUUUAUUUCAGCUGGUGGGCUCAAAAAAAGACGAGCUUUUAAAAAAUAUAGAAACCCAACAAAAAGAAAUGAGAAAAAAGCUUUUGGAUUACUAUAAAAGAAAAGAUGUACAUGCAUAUUUGAUAGAGAAAUACAGACAGUAUUUUCUCAACAAUAUCAAAUCUCUGGCAACAGAAGUCCAAUUAUCAACAAGCCAUGAACUAGAUUGUGCAGGCAAGUUGCAUAAAAGUUUCAAAAUGGUUCAGGAUCUUCACAAACAAUCCAAAAGCCUAUUUGAAACACAUGUGGAGGAUCUCCUGAAAAAGUGCAGAGAGUCUGAACUGUCUGAAGAAGAGCUGACAGAGGAGUUUGACAAGAUGUGGGCCAAAGUGACUGAAAAUAUAUCUGACUUAAAAGAGCAAGAUAUUUCUAAUGGAGUCAAGCGUCUGUUGAAAGACAGUUUCUCAAACCGAAAUGUCAAUGAGGAUUUUCAAAACAUUGGAGACCUGAUGGAAACUGAAAAAAGCAAUUCUGAAGCAAAAACUGAACCUCUAAAAUCAGCACGAAAAUUCAAGUGGUUUCAGAAAAAAGACCACAAAGAUAAGGACAAGAGUGACCUGAAGGAAAUUGAAGAAAGCAAUUUCAAAGCAAAACUAAACAUCUAAAAACAUCUAAAUUAAAUAUCUUCUUUGAGAAGAAAAACUUAAAAAGAGACUUACAGGCAGCAUCU